AUGAGAAUGAAGACGAACGGCACAAACCGGCCUAAUCAGCUUGCAGAUGAAGGCGAAACUACUAUGAAUGGCGUGAACACCGUCUCAUCAGUCAAAGUCAAAAACAAAUCAUGGAUAGCGAGUGUGAUCAAGGAAUCCACAAACUCAUUACAAUCCUCCAUCGACGAGGCCGCAGAAACCCAUCGCAUGCUCAUUCACAUGAAAGGCAUCUCAGCUCUCACCAAGAAUACCAUAGAAAAGAAGCAACCCAGUCCAGAUGCUACUGAAAUCGUUGACUUUUGCCUCAUCUGUGAGAAGCAGGUCUCUAGGAUCACGCAUCUGCUCUCACUACGCCAGCAAAAAGUGCAGCAGGAGGAAAAGCGAUUUUACAAGGUCUUGGAGUAUGCUGAGCUCUGGAAAAAGAAUAGGCGAGGUCAUGCUACACUUUACGAGCAGAGAUUGGCGACGACGAUAUCUGCUGAGUUCAAUGCGGGUGGUCGGAACGCAAUGGAUGAGGCUCGGGAAGCGGAGAUUGAGGUUGCCAUUGAAGGAUUGAAAGCCCUGGCAGAUGAUUUCAGGAGGGCCGGGAUGGCUUUGGAUUUUUCUUGA
Messenger RNA from Endocarpon pusillum Z07020, 588 nucleotides. RefSeq lists its product as uncharacterized. NCBI's taxonomy places the organism in Eukaryota, Fungi, Ascomycota, Eurotiomycetes, Verrucariales, Verrucariaceae. Bases 1 to 588 code for a protein of 195 amino acids. The transcript is spliced from 2 exons. The record is from RefSeq and is a predicted model, not a curated record.